Durusdinium trenchii is the source of this 2605-nucleotide messenger RNA. NCBI's taxonomy places the organism in Eukaryota, Dinophyceae, Suessiales, Symbiodiniaceae. The record is from the annotation of a GenBank genome assembly.
UGGCGCCAGCAGCUUUUGGCUCAAAAGACUCUGGACGAGUCAGAGUCGACAUGUCAGAGUCGAGCGAUGACAUGGCCAACUGGAAGGGGAAGUGGUCGUCCUGGUGUAUACCCAUGAAGGACUUCCGGCUAGAGUUCCUUUGUGGCUUGACAGUGGCCUUAGCGCUGGUGCCGGAGGCGGUGGCCUUCGCCCUGGCCGCGGGCUUGCCACCCGACGUGGGGCUCAACAGCGCAUGGAUCAUCUCGGUGAUCACCGCGCUCUUCGGAGGCCGCCCUGCCAUGAUUUGCGGCGCCACGGGAAGCUUGGCCGUGCUGGUGCCGGGCACCGUCCAGAUGCCGCACGGCAAGGUCUUGCUCUUCUAUGCGGUGAUCGUCAUGGGUAUCAUCGAGAUCCUUUUGGGACUCCUCAGCGUGGGCACUUUGGUGAAGCUGAUCCCGGUGCCGGUGAUGAUUGGUUUUUGCAACGGCUUGGCGCUGGUCAUUGGCUUAGCGCAGAUUAGCAACUUUAAGGACCCCGCUUGCUUUGGGGGCAAAUGCGGCGAACAUGCCGCCGACGCGAGCGCCGCGAGCGCAACGAGCGCAGCUGCACGGCGCUUGGACGCGUUCCACGCUUUUACGGAUCCGACUCCCUUCAUCCAUGGAGAGGAGGCCAUUUUCGCCGCAAUCAUCACUGUCCUGUCCUUUUGCGUGUCCUUGUGGCUUCCGAAGCUUUCGACACGAGUGCCCUCGGCGCUGGUGGCCAUCAUUGUGGGGAUCAUUUUCGAAUGGGCCAUCGUGAGGCCAGCCUUUGGCUCGCAGACGCCCAUCGUCCAGGAUAUCGCCCCGAACUGCGAGCUUCCAAGACUCUUUUGGUUCAACGACUUGUAUGCGGAUGCGCCGCCCUUCACGUGGAAGCUCUUCGUGCAGGUGCUGCCGUUAAGCGUCACCAUGGCUGCCGUGGGCCUACUGGAGUCCUUGAUGACCUUGAAUUUGGUCGAUGAGAUUACCAAGACCAAAGGCAAUCCCACUCGGGAGUGCCUGGGCCAAGGCUUGGCGAAUGUGCUCUGCGGUGUGUUGGGCGGCAUGGGCGGCUGUGCCAUGAUCGGACAGUCGAUGAUCAACAUUGGUUCAGGCGCCCGCACGCGCGCCUCCUCCUUCAUCGCAGGAUUGUUUUUGCUGAUCAUCGUGCUAGUGGCCUAUGAUGGGAUCAAGAAGAUUCCAGUCUCGGCUUUGGUUGGAGUGAUGUUCAAUGUGUGUUUCCACACCUUUGAGUGGAGCUCCUUGAAACUCAUGAUCUUGGCGGCGUGUCCCUUGCGUGUGCGACGGAAAUUCUUGAGCUCCAAGACUGCUGCGCAGCAGAUCCGCCGUAUGGACGCGCUGGUCAUCUUAGUCGUGACCUUGGUCACUCUCUUCACCGACCUCGCCACAGCUGUAGCUGUUGGCAUGGUCGUCAGUCUCUUCACCUUUGCACUGGAGACCUCCAACGCAGUGCAGGUCGUGCCGAGGGAACCCACGGACGGCGUCCAAGUCUAUGAUGUGCAUGGCACGCUCUUCUUCGGUAGCACCACGCACUUUUUGGACCUCUUUCCGGAACAGGUCGUGGCCAAGGACCCUGAUGAUGUUCGCUUGGUCUUUGAGACUGGGCACGUCGCAGACUACUCCGCUGUACAGGCGUUGAACAAGCUCGGGGAGCGCUAUGGGGCGCAGGGAAAGCGUUUGACGCUGCAAGAGCUAAUGCCAAAGACGCAUCGAGUCCUCUCCAGGUGCGCACGGCUUGGCGGUGGGGAGAUCACCUUGUCGCUGGAUGAGCAGAUGAACUUGCCCAAUAUGGACUCCGAGCUCCCGAACCACCUCCACAUUGAGCGCGUCCCCUCGGUGGACUUCUCCUACGUGCGCGAGCGCUCGCGCGAGACCCACGACGACUCGGACUCAGCCUGAGGUCAAACCAAGUUUCUUUAAGGUCUUCGAAGGCCCGGGGCGGGAUAGCCGGAGAAGAUCGAAAUAAUGCACUUGGAAUCCGUGGGGAAACUUCCCGGACCGUCGCAGGUGUCGUUCCAGUCCAAGCAGGCGAUCCAUGUAAUCACGUAGGAAUACUGAGCCAAGAUCAUCUGGCCAAGCUCAGCUCCAGUGAGGACGCUACGAUCGGGGCUCCUGGCAUCGCUACUAGGGGUUCCUGGCCUUACUACAUACUACUAUAGGUAGUAGGAGCGAUCGGACGCUACGUUCGGAGCAAAGGGCAUCGCUACGAACGGAGCGAUCGGACGCUCAAAUCUCACCAUCUUCACCUCUCCAGUUCCCGAAGGUCACAUGACCAUGACCCGAUCAUAACAGGUACCAAAUUCUGGUACAUGUUGGUACCCAAUUGUAUCCACACACUCCAUGUAUCGAAUACGUGCUGAUCAGUUGCGGUGAUUUGGGGGGGUCAAUAUAUAGAGUGUAGAUGGGAGAUACGCACAGUGUAUGGGAUAUAUAUAUAUAUACACGCACUGAGGGUCCAGGUAGAUGUGCUUCCUAGGUCGUUUGCCGCUGCCUGCAGCUGCCUGCCGUAGAGAUCGAAGUGUACAGUUCCUCCAAGACACCAUGCAGGUAAGGAAUUUUCCACAUGGUGAUGCGUUUAUGGCAUGCCC